Formica exsecta is the source of this 5674-nucleotide messenger RNA. RefSeq names its product TBC1 domain family member 16 (gene TBC1D16). The record is from RefSeq and is a predicted model, not a curated record. NCBI's taxonomy places the organism in Eukaryota, Metazoa, Arthropoda, Insecta, Hymenoptera, Formicidae. Bases 229 to 4299 code for a protein of 1356 amino acids. Gene Ontology annotation, molecular function: nucleic acid binding; ATP binding; 3'-5' DNA helicase activity. Gene Ontology annotation, biological process: double-strand break repair via homologous recombination. Gene Ontology annotation, cellular component: cytoplasm; chromosome. The transcript is spliced from 7 exons.
GGAUACUGGACUGGACUGGACUGGACUGGACUCGAGACUCGAGACUCGAGACCCGAGACGCGAUGUCGAUCACAUGUUGAACAGUAUCUACCGGCGCGGAUGUCAUCUCGUGUAUAAUCGGAUACGAUUACAUUUGAUAGAUUACGAUAUGUUCGCGUGAUUUAUAUAGAAGCGAGAUACACAUUAAUGUUUUAACAUCUAAUAAGGAAAUUUAAAUAAUUGAUUAAAAUGUCUGUUAAUGACACGAAGGAUGUGGUUAUGAUAGACGACGAGUAUCAAGUCACUGAAAACGACGAAAUAGCUGCCAUUGAUUACGAGCUGCAACAAAUAGAAAGCGAACUGCAGAAACUUGAGGAUCGUAAGAGGAUAUUAACUCAGCGUAAGGAAAAGUUACACGAUAACGCUCUUUUGAAGAAAAGUUUUUCCUUGUCCAAGAAAAAUUGGAACAAUGAGGAAUUUGAUUGGUCCGCAAGACUCAAGAAAACUUUAAAAGACGUUUUCAAGAUUGAAAAGUUGCGAGAGUUACAAUUACAAACUAUGAAUGCAAUUAUGUCCAAAGAAGAUGUUAUAUUAAUUAUGCCUACAGGUGGUGGUAAAAGCUUGUGUUAUCAAUUGCCGGCUGUAAUCAGCAAAGGUACAACUAUAGUAGUUUCGCCAUUAGUGGCUUUGAUGGAGGAUCAAUUACACGGAUUGCAUAAAUUUAACAUAAAAGCUACCAUGUUGUGCGCAAAGGCAGACAAAGAAAGCGUCAAGACGACCAUGAAUGCGCUUGUGGAUAAAAACUCGGAUCUAAAACUCGUCUACGUAACGCCGGAGUACAUGGCAAAGUCGAAUCGUUUUAUGAACAAGCUGCAGAAAGCGUACGAGUUGGGGCGUCUGGAACGUUUUGCGAUAGAUGAGGUACAUUGUUGCAGUCAAUGGGGUCACGAUUUCAGACCGGAUUACAAGUUCCUAGGUGUGCUGAAAUCCAUGUUCCCGGGCAUACCGAUUCUAGGCCUCACUGCCACGGCUCCGGCUAAGAUCAUCGUAGACGUACAAAAGAUGCUGGAUAUUAGUGGUUGCCUGAUCUUACGCGCUUCGUUCAACAGGCCCAAUUUAUAUUACGAGGUUCGUCGCAAACCGGCGGAUAAGGAAACGUGCCUCGCGAUGAUAAAAAAUCUCUUGAAUAAUCGAUUCGCUGGCAAAUCGGGUAUAAUCUAUACGACCACGAUUAAGGACGCCGAACAAUUGACCACGGAUUUAAGGAACAGAAAUUUUAAAGUCGGAUGCUACCACGCGAUGCUCGAGGCGGAAUACAGAUCGGAAGUUUACUCCAAAUGGAUUUCGGGCAAGUAUCAAGCGGUGAUCGCGACCAUCGCUUUUGGAUUGGGCAUCGACAAGCCGGAUGUGCGAUUCGUGAUACAUCAUUGCGUUUCCAAAUCGAUGGAGAAUUUUUAUCAGGAAAGCGGUAGAGCGGGCAGAGACGGCAAAAGAUCAACAUGUAUCGUGCUCUACAGAUUGGCAGACAUAUUCAAGUUGAGUACUAUGGUAUUUCAAGAUAAAGUCGGACUGCAAAACUUGUACAAAGUGUUGACGUAUUGUCUGGAUCAAACAUCCUGUAGACGAAGCUUAAUAGCGACUCAUUUCGAGGAGACUUGGAACGCGAGCGAUUGCGUCGAGAUGUGCGAUCAUUGUAGGAAGUCGAUUACUGGAAAAGAGGUAGACAUAGGGAAAUAUUGCAGACAGCUGUAUCAAAUUAUGACAAAGGCUGUGCAAAGCGAAACACGAUUGACCGCUCUGAAGCUUGUGGACGCCUGGUACAGCAAAGGUGCCCCAUCGUUGAGAGUAUCUAACGUGCCCGUGCCAAAUUUUGCAAGAGAAACCGCGGAGGCUAUCGUAGGACAUUUGCUAGCGAACGGUUAUUUGCAAGAGGACUUUCAUUUCUCGGCAUAUUCUACGAUAUCGUAUCUUAAACGCGGUCCUAAAUCUGGACUAGCUAUCAACAACGAUCACAAGAUACUCUUCAAUUACGAACUGUACCAAUGCUUGAGAGUAGAAACGACGGAAGACAGCGUGAGUGAUCAGGAGACGAAUAUGCCUCUGCCAAAUAUUCUGCGGAAAGCGAGCAGCUAUAUCCUCGGCGAUUGCGGCCAGGAUAAUCGACGUGUCAUUUACCAGGACGGCGAGGCGUUAUUCUGCAAGAAUAACGUCUGCGUGCACCCACCGACGUUGAUGAGGCAGCACGCCGACGUGGUGCACCAUCCCGGAUACAUGACCAUAACGUGCAAGCUGAACAAGAACUCGAACCUACCGACCCUGCAUCUCAGCUGGAUACCCAACAGUACGUUGCGCAAGCAUCCGACUGCGCUGGAGAACCUGAGCGCCAGAAACGCCGUCGCAUCGCAUCAUCAUCGGGACGACGAUCCGACCGUCCUGCCUCGUUCGCAGAUAUCCGCGCAGGCACGUGGCGCGGACGCGAGACACGUGCUCGAGAACGAGAAUGAGAAUGAGAACGACGCCGAGAACGACAACGGGAACGGGAAGCUGGACGUGUGCUUGGAGGCGAAGGAACCCGUCAAUUGCGGCGACUGCGAACGCGUCUGUUCCGGUUCCGGCUACGACUUUCCACGUCGUCCAGGCAACGAGUCUGAGAAGAAUGCCGACGAAAGAACCGAGAAUCGUUCGACACCGGAUUCCGCGGACUCGAGGAAGAAUGAGAGGAAUGGGGAUUCGAAAGAGCGGAAUUUUAACGAGAGCGAUGUCAGGAGCGUCGACGAGGAGGCACGCCUCUCGUACCGCGAUGACGCGAGUGUCAAGAGUCGCAGUUUGUCGUUAACUUCCACCUGCAGCUUGUCAAUCUCGAUAUCCGCUGACGCUGAGGAGAUGCCGACGUGGAUGAGGUCCCCGGAACUCUUAGCUCUUCAACACAAUCUUGCCUUUCCCGACAGCGCGACCGCGUCGCCCGUGACAUUGCGCAGAGCGCAUCGAUGCAGAAGAUUCUCGGUGGAUCUCGGCGAGAUGCGAUCCUUGCGGCUCUUCUUUGCCGAUCCUGCUUGCACCUGCGGCCAGUUGGUAGUGGCGAGCAGAGAGAGCCAAUACAAGAUCUUGCACUUUCAUCACGGCGGCUUGGAUCGGCUGGCCGCCACCCUACAUCAAUGGCAUCAAUUGCUUUAUCCACGCUUGAGCGCGGACACGGAGGAAACUCUGCCAUACAGGCACUUUAUGGUAUGCAGACCGGAGGUAAGUCGAGACGAAUUGCAUCCCGAGGAAGGCCAAGUACCAAUGAUCACAUCACUAGCUUGGAAAGAUUUGUUGAACGAACGUGGCCAGGUGGAGGAUGAUCUCGCUCUUCGCAAAGGAAUAUUUUUCGGAGGCUUGGAGCCGGCGUUACGAAAAAUCGUUUGGCCCUUUCUGCUGCACUGCUAUUCCUACCAGAGCACAUACGAGGAUAGAGAGCAGAUCGAUGCCAUUAGACGGCAAGAGUACGAGGAGAUACAGAGACGUAGAUUGAGUAUGAAUCCGGAACAGGCCGAGCGUUUCUGGCGAAACGUGGUGUGCAUAGUGGAGAAAGAUGUCGUUCGGACGGACAGAGGUAAUCCGUAUUACGCCGGCGAGGGUAAUCCCAACAUCGAAGUAAUGAAGAAUAUUUUACUCAACUACGCGGUAUACAACUGCCGCUUGGGUUACACCCAAGGAAUGUCUGAUCUCUUAGCUCCGUUACUAGCCGAACUUAACUCCGAAAUCGAGGCCUUUUGGUGUUUCGCGGGUCUGAUGCAAAGAUCGGUGGCCGUGUGCACUCCGACCGACAAGGACAUGGACAGAAAUCUGUGCUACCUACGGGAGCUAGUGAGAAUAAUGGUACCGGAUUUUUACGCGCAUCUUCAAAAUCACGCGGAUGCUUUAGAGCUUUUGUUUUGUCAUCGUUGGAUACUUUUAUGCUUGAAAAGAGAAUUUCCAACCGAGAUAGCUCUUGUCAUGUGGGAGGCCUGCUGGGUCAAUUAUUUAACGGAUCAUUUUCACUUGUUUCUCUGUCUCGCUAUAAUGUGCGUUUACGCGGACGAUGUGAUUGCCCAGGAUCUGCGAACGGACGAAAUGUUAUUGCAUUUUAGUUCACUGGCCAUGUACAUGGAUGGGAACGUUAUACUUAGAAAGGCACGAGGCCUACUUUAUCAUUUCCGUCAACUUGUCCGCUUGCCUUGCACGUUAGCCGGUCUCUGCCGGCAAUGCGGUCCGGGGAUGUGGGACAGCACGCACGAUCCGGUGAUAGAGUGCGUAGGUCACGAAGACACGCAUUGUCCCUAUUUAAAUAAUUACGAGUAAGUUAAUAAUUUUUAUAGGAAGAGACGAGAUUAGAAGGGAGAAGAGUAUCAGUAUUAUUUAACAUAUAGAUUAACUCAUUUCGUCGAGUUAUUAAAUUGUAAGUCCUUGCUCUCUCUAUACACCGAUCUUUCUUUAUACAUGCCAGACCUUCGAUUCGUAGCAUAAGUUUUCUACGAACUACAAAUAUUGUACCAUAUCUAGUUAAUUACACUCUAGGUUUUUACAUGCAAAUUACAAGCUCAAUUGCCACGCGCGCGACGAUACGAAUUGUAACGCGCGUCUUUGUUCUUGUACAAAGCUGCUUAAGCACCUUUCGAAUUUUGACAAAGAGAAAUAAUACAUAUAUUACACCGUCGUACAUCAGUCCGAAUUUAAUGCCGAAGCACAAAAGACAUAUCUCGAAAUAUCAAUCUCCGAAUGAAAUUCACGCACCGUCGAUUGAAAUAAGCUUAAGAAGUUUCAACAAAGUUGUACGCGAAUACAGAGAUUCGCGAUAUAAUAGAUAGAUUUGCAGUAUUCGUAGCGUUAAAGACGAUGAGUGAGAAAGAUAAACUAGUACAAGCGUCCGAGUGCCACCAGCUGGGGAUAGGGAGAUAUCCGUCGUGUGAUCAUGUUCCGUAGGCACCAAUCUAGUAGAGAGUUCGUCCGCGGAAAACCAAAGAGAAAAAUCAAAUGUCGUAUAUAGUACGAAAAAAUGGCUAUUUAUUAUUAUAAAUAUACACCCGAAUUUUAUGCGGGUGUAUAAAUUAACAGUAUCUAUUCACUCCAAAGUGUUCACGUACGUUCAUAUAUAUAUAUAUAUAUAUAUAUGACAUUCUCAUACACCGGUACUCUUCGCGUAUGUAGAACAGCGUCGAACCUUUAUUCAAUUAUUGAUAUAAUUAAACAUAAUUGUUUGCUAAUUACAUAGUGUUGCACACAGAUGUUGUAUAUUUAUUCUUACUUUAUGGGAGUCAUUUAAAAACAAAAAAGAUUAUUAGAAUAAGCUCAUUUUUCUUACCGAAUAAUUGUAAAGUAAUAAAUAUUUUAACUUAUUUUUUUUUUUGUGCUUUUAUAUUAUUAUGAUCCGUUAUCACGAAUAUAUGUAAAGACACAAAGCUGGUUAUUCAAGAUCUUACAAAUACUGUGCCUAUAUGCAAAAAAGGCGAUUGUAACACAUUCCACGCUAAUCUAUGUAAUCAGGAAUAUAAAAUUUUAUCGAAAAUAGCUUUUAUCGCUUUUAUCGUGCUAUCUUCUAUCGUUGGAAUCUUGAAGAGAAAUCUCUAUCUGUGUUAAAAUCUGCCUCGUGCAGAGAGAUCUCUAUUCGAAAUAAAUAUAAGGCAAAAAUAUAUAUGUGUGUACAUAUACCGGUUUAAAUAAAUCGGCAAGAGGCUUG